AUGUCUACAGAUCCAUUCGAAAGCGAUCCCAAAGUCUCCAUUACACCUCUCCUGAAGCGUCUUUGGCACGAGUCCCCAACGACUAAGCCAGAUGCUGAUGAGAUCGCAGCAGCGCUUUCCCUAGUCUUUACCAACAGUCUAUCAGAGGUUCAGACGGGAGCAUUGCUAACAUGUCUUCACUUUACGGAUCGUGACAGACAGGCAGAUGUUCUGGCAAAAUGCUCACAGGCCAUGCGCGACUUCUCUACUGGAAUGGAUGUCGAAAGUCUCAACGAGUUGAUCAAGACAAGGGGCAGAAAGGAGGGGACCUAUGGUGGUGGUUUAUGUGACAUUGUUGGCACAGGCGGCGACUCGCAUAAUACCUUCAACAUCAGCACAACCUCAUCCAUCUUGGCAAGUGCCCUGCUUAUGAUCGCAAAACACGGGAACAAGGCAUCAACAUCCCGCUCCGGCUCUGCAGACUUGUUAUCCUGCACGCCACCGACCCCACCAGUCAUCACCGCUGUGGCACCGAAAACCAUCCAUGAAAUCUACUCAAGCACGAACUAUGCCUUUCUAUUCGCGCCAAUUUUCCAUCCUGGAGCCCGGCAUGCUGCUUCGAUCCGGCGUCAGUUAGGAUGGCGCACCAUCUUCAACCUUUUGGGUCCUCUAGCUAAUCCUUUGCACGACCUGAUCGAAGCAAGAGUGCUGGGCGUUGCAAGAAAAGAGAUCGGUCCCGAUUUUGCCGAGUCAUUGAGACUAUCCGGAUGUAGAAAAGGCCUGAUCAUCUGUGGCGAUGAGGAACUGGACGAGUUAUCAUGCGCUGGUCCCACACACUGCUGGCGCUUGGUAGAAAAUAAAUUGACAGGCGCGGUCGACAUCAAUUACUUCACAGUGACGCCCGCCGACUUUGGCCUUCCGGAACAUCCCCUGAGCGAGGUCAGCCCUGGCCAAUCUCCAGAGAAGAAUGCAUCCAUUCUUAUGAAGAUCUUGAGUGGCGAAGUACCGCCUGAUGAUCCAAUUCUGCACUUUGUCUACAUCAAUACAGCGGCUUUGUUCGUGGUGAGUGGGAUCUGUGAUGCAGAUACUAGCGAUAUGGGCCAUGGUGACGAUGGCAAGGUCAUCACUGAAGUGGGACCAGGAGGUGGACGUUGGAAGGAGGGUGUCAGGAGAGCGAAAUGGGCCAUUGAGAGUGGAGAGGCUUACCGGCAGUGGCAGAAAUUCGUAGAGGUCACGAACAAGGUGGCCUAG
This is a messenger RNA of Plenodomus lingam JN3, 1230 nucleotides long. RefSeq lists its product as uncharacterized. Gene Ontology annotation, cellular component: cytosol. Lineage: Eukaryota; Fungi; Ascomycota; Dothideomycetes; Pleosporales; Leptosphaeriaceae. The record is from RefSeq and is a predicted model, not a curated record. Gene Ontology annotation, molecular function: anthranilate phosphoribosyltransferase activity. Gene Ontology annotation, biological process: L-tryptophan biosynthetic process.